Aricia agestis (brown argus) is the source of this 1578-nucleotide messenger RNA. It is a transcript of the gene Bcp, whose product is annotated as cathepsin L-like. Gene Ontology annotation, molecular function: cysteine-type endopeptidase activity. The coding region runs from base 157 to 1179 and encodes 340 amino acids. Gene Ontology annotation, biological process: immune response. Gene Ontology annotation, cellular component: lysosome. NCBI's taxonomy places the organism in Eukaryota, Metazoa, Arthropoda, Insecta, Lepidoptera, Lycaenidae. The transcript is spliced from 6 exons. The record is from RefSeq and is a predicted model, not a curated record.
GGAAUAAGAAAAAAAUAAACAAACGAGGCUUCGUCAAAGUUGGUCGCCUUCCUUAGCGAAGUUGAUAAUUAUUAUAACUGCGUUUACCAAAUUUGUUUUUCAUAAUUAAUUAUUGCAAUUGAAUGUCGUGCUGAGGAUUCUUGUAAUUCAAGCAACAUGAAGACGGUAGCAGCUUUGCUGUGCCUGGUGGCCGCCACUCAGGCUGUCAGCUUCUUUGACCUCGUUAAGGAAGAAUGGACUGCUUUCAAGCUGGAGCAUGUGAAGAGCUACGCUAGUGAAGUGGAGGACAAGUUCCGUAUGAAGAUAUUUGCAGAGAACAAGCACAAGAUCGCCAAGCACAACCAGAGGUACCAGAAGGGGCUGGUCUCGUACCGGCUGAAGCCAAACAAGUAUGCUGACAUGCUGCACCAUGAGUUUGUGCACACCAUGAACGGCUUCAACAGGACUGCCAAGCACAGCAAGGGCCUGUACAAGGGUCGGGAGUCUCGCGGCGCGACGUUCAUCGCCCCGGCGCACGUGGCGCUGCCGGAGCAGGUGGACUGGCGGGCGAAGGGCGCCGUCACCGACGUCAAGGACCAGGGCAAGUGCGGCUCCUGCUGGAGCUUCAGCACGACCGGCGCUCUCGAGGGUCAACACUUCCGCAAGACCGGCUACCUGGUGUCGCUCUCGGAGCAGAACCUCAUCGACUGCUCGGCGGCGUACGGUAACAACGGCUGCAACGGCGGCCUCAUGGACAACGCCUUCAAGUACAUCAAAGACAACGGCGGCAUCGACACCGAGGCUAGCUACCCGUAUGAGGCUGUCGACGACAAGUGCAGAUACAACCCCAAGAACUCCGGCGCCGACGACGUCGGUCUGGUGGACGUGCCGCAGGGCGACGAGGACAAGCUGAAGGCCGCCGUCGCCACCAUCGGCCCCGUCGCCGUCGCCAUCGACGCCAGCCAGGAGACCUUCCAGCUGUACUCCGACGGCGUCUACUACGACGAGAACUGCUCCUCCGAGAACCUCGACCACGGCGUCCUCGUCGUGGGCUACGGCACCGACGAGGACGGCGGCGACUACUGGCUCGUCAAGAACUCGUGGGGCCGCUCGUGGGGCCAGCUCGGCUACAUCAAGAUGGCCCGCAACAGGAACAACCACUGCGGCAUCGCGUCCGCCGCCUCCUACCCGCUCGUUUGAGCGUUGCGUCCGCGCACGCACGUUGCGGUACGCAAGGGUAGCGGCGGGACAACUUACUUGGCGAUAAAAAUGUAAAAUACUCUGCGUGGAAAUUAAAAGUAUAAUAUAUAAAAAUAGUCGCAAUUAUAUCGUAAGACGUAAGUGUUCAGUAACAUUCCGGGUUUUAUUUUACGUAGAAGUUUUUUUUUUUUUAAUUAUUUUGAAUGAUUGUCUCGAGUCCCGCCGCUACCGGGUGAAUCUCUGUGAAUGUCUCUCUUAUGUUCAGAUGGAGUUAAUCUCCAUCAAUUAGCUGUAAGUAUUUCGAUAAGAGUAACUUUUAUUUUGUAAUUAAGUCGAUUGUGAUAAAUAUUGUUUUAGCUUGAAUGUCUAUUAUAUAUAAUAAAGAGGUUUAUGGAUAUA